AUGUCAAUAAUUCCAAAAUCUUGGUAUUGGAAACAAUUAAAAUUGGCAUUGACAUGCUUCUUAUGCGCUUUGCCGAUUGUUCUUUUCUUUUUAAUCAAUUUUUAUCUUGCAUUAAUCAUUUUUAUUUCAUGGACAACAAUAAUUAUCAAAAAUGCUUAUUUUAAUCCAUUUAGUCUUACGAUACUCUACACCAGCCCUGAUCUUUUAUCUCAACUUCGACCACUUGGUUUGGAUUUGUUUAAUACUCAAUUACAUGAUUAUUCAAUAUCAUUUCAUGAACAUGAAAAAAAGAAACUUAAAAAAGAAUUAACUUAUCUUGAAUCAUUUAAAAAUACAAAAAUAUCAUCUGAUCAAAGACAAUCAUAUGAUGUUAUGGAAUAUUUUUUGAAUAUGAAUUUGAAAAGAGACCUUAGCGAUGAAUUUGAUUAUCAUAGUUAUUUAAUAAACCAAAUGUUAGGUCCUCAGUUUGAUAUAAUAUCAUUUAUAACCAAAUAUCAUCGAAUAUUGAAACUAAGUGAUGCUGAAGCUUAUCUUAUUCGAGUACAAAGAAUAUCAAAGGCAUUUGAUCAACUUAUUGAUCAACAAAUAGAAAGACGUCAUAGAAAUAUUGAAACACCUCGAUUUGUUCUUCAAAGAGUUAUUGAUGGUCUUGAAGCAUUUCAAAAACAAUUACGAGAUGAACCAAAUAGAAGUCCUUUGGUAAUUGCUUUUCUUGAUAAACUCAAUGACACAAUUUGUUCACAAGAAAAACAAAAUGAAUUGAUUAGUCGCUUAUUGGAAAUUCUUAAAAUCUAUAUAGUUCCAGCAUAUGAUCGUUUAUUAAAUAUUCUUUAUGAAGAUUUAUCAAAUGCUACAACAGAUCAUGGUGUUUGGAAAUUACCAAAUGGUGAUAAAUACUAUAAAUUAUGUUUAGAAUAUCAUACAACAACAAAUAUGAAUCCAGAUGAAAUUCAUGAACUUGGAAAAAAACAUGUCGAAAGAAUUCAAAAUGAGAUGAGAAAUAUUUUAAAAGAAAAACAAAUUGAAAGUUGGCAUGAUUUUCGAACAACCAUCACUAAUUUUGAACAUGAUAUUGAACAAAAAUAUGAAAAUGUUGAAGAAAGUCGAACGAAAGUUCUCAAUGAUUAUCAAAAAAUGAUUGAAGAUAUUGAUAAUGAAAUGGAUAAAUAUUUUUCAUCUGCUUGUCGACCAGCAACAAAAUGUGUUGUUGAACGCAUACCUCAAUUUAAAGAAGCAACAGCAGUAGCCGCUCAUUAUUUUCCAGCAGCACUUGAUGGUAAAACACCAGGAACAUUCUUUGUCAAUCUUCGUGAUAUAAAUGAAGUAGUCAAAUUUAAAAUGAACACAUUAGCUUAUCAUGAAGCUGUUCCAGGUCAUCAUUUUCAACGUAGUGUAGCACAAUCACUUAAACAUUUGCCAUUUUUUCGUCGUAUUAUUUCUUUUACUGCUUAUGUCGAAGGAUGGGCUUUAUAUACAGAACAAUUAGCAGCAGAAAAAGGUUUUCAUAAAUCAUGGUAUAGUUAUCUUGGAUAUCUUGAUGCUCAACUUUUUCGUUCAUGCCGACUUGUUGUUGAUACUGGCAUUCAUUGGAAACGAUGGUCACGUGAACAAGCCAUUAAUUAUCUGAUCGAAAAUACAUGCUUGAAAAAGCAAAAAAUUAUUACGGAGGUUGAGCGAUAUUUUGUAUAUCCUGGACAAGCAUGUUCUUAUAUGAUUGGUUGUCAAGUAAUUUUGUCAUUACGAGAAAAAGCACAAACAGUUCUUGGUGAUAAAUUUGACUUAAAACAGUUUCAUGAUGUCGUUUUAUUAAAUGGAUCAUUGCCAUUGAAUAUGCUAGAGAAAAUAAUUGAUGA
Molecule: messenger RNA, 1853 nt
Organism: Rotaria sp. Silwood1
Lineage: Eukaryota; Metazoa; Rotifera; Eurotatoria; Philodinida; Philodinidae
Source: the annotation of a GenBank genome assembly